Aplosporella prunicola CBS 121167 is the source of this 3537-nucleotide messenger RNA. RefSeq lists its product as uncharacterized. Gene Ontology annotation, cellular component: membrane. NCBI's taxonomy places the organism in Eukaryota, Fungi, Ascomycota, Dothideomycetes, Botryosphaeriales, Aplosporellaceae. Gene Ontology annotation, biological process: intracellular calcium ion homeostasis; calcium ion transmembrane transport. The transcript is spliced from 2 exons. The coding region runs from base 270 to 3218 and encodes 982 amino acids. Gene Ontology annotation, molecular function: calcium channel activity; calcium ion binding. The record is from RefSeq and is a predicted model, not a curated record.
AUCGUCUCUGGUUUAGGCCGCGGCCGCGCGAUCACCCUUCGGAGGUGCUACAAUAACCCGCAAUAUACCAUUUAGUGUCCUGUCAACCCGCUGGCCGCACCCGCAUUCCAUAUCCAUCCUUUCCUCGCUUUCUUCGUUCGUUCGUCUGCCUCACUCGCUCAGACUGCGCACGCCCGUCGAUGUUCCAUCUCCACCGCGCAUCGUAAGAUAACCUCGCGACCCCCCGCGUGAAUCAGUGGGACCCUGUCUUCGAUCAAUUGCCCUCCACCAUGACGACCCCCGUGGACGAAAAGAGCGAGCCGUACUACGAGCCUCCCCACGUCUCCGACAGGUACGACGAGGAUGACGAUACCUACGUCGGCCAUGAUUCCACCAGGCAAAACUCCGACGACCACAACAACGUCGACACCACCGACCAUGCACUCCCCCACCACCGCGACCAGAGCCAUCUUUCCGUCAGGACGGAAAUGGAAAGAGACCCAUCCCAGCACUCGAUGUACAACGUAGUCUCCGCCUCGGCAUCAGCAUCCCGCGAGCAGGCCAGUCGCUUAGAGGACGACUUGCAGAUGCUGCAGAUCGAGAGGCAAAUCUCUCUGCGCGAGUACGAAAGGGAGCAUUCGACCACUCGUUCCUUACACCGAUCCCGGUCGCGCCGCGAGGAACCCGUGGAUGAGUUUGACGUUGCCACGAAUCCCUUGCACGAACAGGCCAAUGUCUAUCGGCCGCCGGAAACGCCAUCGACUAACCUUGCCAAGUUGAUCAUCAAGAUUCACAGUUCUAGUUGGCUUGUGCGCUGGAGCACGUACAUCACUCCUGUUGUUUUGAUCAUCUUGAUCCCUCUGCUGCUCGGUGCCCUCAAGUUCAAGGAUGCAAACGUGGGUGGUGUUGAACUUGUCUGGUUCUGUAUCUGGCUGGAAAUUGCUUGGCUCACUCUCUGGGCUGGCAGGCUUCUCGCUAAAUGUCUGCCUUGGCCUAUUGGGCUACUGUCCAGCUUGGUCACUAACAAUGGCAAAAAAUGGCGUGAUAUGGGCAAGCAACUAGAGCUCCCUGCUACUCUAUUUUUCUGGUGGCUGGCAAUCAUCAUCUCCUUCUAUCCGACUAUGAAAAACCACCACAUCGAUGGUAACAAGAAUAUCAAAGGUUGGGAGAAGUCCAUGUACAAGGUUCUGACGUCCAUCUUCGUCGGCUGCACUCUCAACUUCGCGGAGAAGAUCAUUAUUCAACUCAUUGCCAUCAGCUUCCACUUGCGUACAUAUGCGGACCGUAUCGAGCUUAACAAGUUCCAGAUUGGGAGCUUGAUUAAGCUGUACACUUUCUCCAAAACGAAGAUUACUGCCGAAGAUUCCGAGUUCGAAAUUAAAGAAUCCAACAUGCUGUCCGGCACCCGCACUCCCGGCCAGUUCAUUGUAGAUGCCGGGCAGCUUGUGAAGGAUGCCCAAAAGAAUACCAAAGAGGCUUUCAACAAAUUCGGAGACGUGGCCGGCAAGAUUGCUGCUGAUUUCGCCGGUCGCCAGGCGCAGAAGAGUAACCACCCCAACCAGGUUGUUGUGGCUCUCCUGGGUUCGACGUCUGGUAGUCAGGUCCUUGCUCGCCGUUUGUAUCGCACAUUCGGUAGCAAUGAAUCCGAAACUGUCCACCCUGAUGACUUGAAGGCCGCUUUCGACAACCAGGACGAAGCAGAUGCGGCGUUCUCAAUGUUCGACAAGGACAUGAACGGCGAUAUUUCCAUGGAAGAGCUUGAGGCAGUUUGCGUCGAGAUUGGCCGUGAGCGUAAGGCUAUCACUGCUUCGCUAAAGGAUCUUGACUCUGUCAUCAGCAAACUUGAUGAUGUCUUGAUGUUCCUGGUCUUUGUUAUCACUGUCCUCGUCUUUCUCUCGCUUAUUUCUACAUCCGCUGCGGGCGUGUUGACGUCUGCUGGCUCCACCGUCCUCGCUCUUUCGUGGCUCUUCUCCGCCACCGCACAGGAGUUCCUGCAGUCCAUUGUCUUCGUAUUCGUCAAGCACCCGUUCGACGUUGGCGACCGUGUCACCAUUUACGGUAACACUGGUGCGUCCGGUACAGGUGACGAUUACUUCGUCAAGGAGAUUGCACUCCUUUACACUGAGUUCAAGAAGAUGGAAGGCCACUUGGUUCAAGCUCCCAACAGCUACCUGAACGGAUUGUUCAUCCUCAACCAAAGACGUUCUGGCGGUCUGGCCGAGGCUGUGCCCAUCUGCAUUAAGUUUGGUACUACUCUUGAUCAGAUCGAGUCUCUCCGCACGAGGCUGCUCGAGUUUGUCCGCACGGAGAACCGCGAAUACCAAGGCAACAUCCUUACCGAGCUUCGUGAGGUCAAGGAGGCUCACUCUCUCACUCUCAACGUCGUCUUCUUCUACAAGUCGAACUGGCAGAACGAACUGCUCCGUCUGCAGCGCCGCAACAAGUUUAUCUGCGCUCUUAUGGUCACCAUGCAAGAGUGCGGUAUUGAAGGUCCUCGCAUGCGCUUCCCUGGCCAAAAGGAGUCCUUCCCCGUCUAUCUGCAGAACGUUCCUCACGUUGCUACUCCGGGUAUGGGUCAUGGUGGAAACCCGGACAACCCGGUGGGCCUCAUGCCUGAGAAGCGUGACAACCCUCAAGAUCCUCCAUUCGUCGACUCUCCUUCCUUCGACUCACACUCGCACGGUCACCAGCAAGGCCGUAUGCACUCCAUCCUGCGUACCAGUAGUACGCGGCCUCGUGGCGAGUCCCUUGCGCAAAUGGGUCGCCGUGUCGACUUCUCUCUCGGUAUGAAGGACAUUGCAUCAACCGACAUGACGGGUGACGUAUUCGAAGAGCGCACGCGGCCCCGCAUUCCCAUCAACGUCACUAGUCCAUCGGCGUCGCGGCCGCGCGUCUCGAUCGACUCGCACGGCACGGGCCACUCGACGGGUCGCGACUCGAACGACCUGCACCGGGUGCCCACGGACAGCUCGGGGGGCCAAAGCCGCGUCUCGCACCGCAACCGCUUCUUCUCCCGGCAUAAGAUGCGGGAUGAGGCCGAACGUAUGGAGUCGGGCAUGUCGGACAUGGCCAGCAUCAGGGAGGAGUCGCAGUCGAAUGACCGCAUCGAUCCUCGCAGCGGCCACGUGAGUCCCGCCGCCUGGCGCCUGACCAGCGAAGAGAACAUGGCUCCCCACUCCAGAUCGCCCUCGAGGCCGCCCAUGGGCCCGCCCAGGCGGAGCCGGACAGACAUCCAUUAAGAUGGACAACUGCGGCCUGGGCAGCCCUCUUGUCUUUGUUCCAACAGAUUUGACUUCUGCCUAACCAGUUUAGCGGGCGAUGUAGGUAUAGAAAAGUCGCAUACGUGAGGCGCUUAAUCGGCCUCCUCACUUCAUUUCUUAUUCUUUUUCUCAGUUUAUAGAAGGCUCGGAGAGACAAAAACACCACCAACUGGAUGUGUUGAUAGAAGGCUUGGCGUUAUUACUUCUUGUUUUCCUUUUCUUGUUUUAUUCUCGCAGCAUGCAUAGCCUGCCUGUCUGAGCGAUCGAGUGGUCAAGAGGCCUUGACGGCUAUCGGUGU